AUGUUUGAGGAAGCUACCACAAAGCAUCUGAAUGAGUAUGGGGAAGUUGGGUUGCGGACUCUGGCACUUGCUUACAGGAAGCUUGAAGAGGCCGAGUAUUCUGCUUGGAAUGAAGAGUUCCAUAAAGCAAAAACUUCCAUUGGUGCUGAUCGGGAAGCAAUGCUCGAACGAGUAUCUGAUCUGAUGGAAAAGGAUUUGAUUCUUGUGGGUGCAACUGCUGUGGAGGACAAACUGCAAAAGGGGGUGCCUCAGUGCAUAGAUAAACUGGCACAAGCUGGCCUCAAGCUCUGGGUUCUGACAGGUGAUAAGAUGGAAACUGCAAUUAACAUAGGAUAUGCAUGUAGUCUGCUCCGCCAGGGCAUGAAGCAGAUCUGUAUAACAACAAUGAAUGCAGACAUGUUAGGCCAAGAUUCCAACGAGGCUGUGAAGGAGAACGUUUUGAUGCAAAUCACCAAUGCCUCUCAAAUGAUCAAGCUCGAGAAGGAUCCUCAUGCUGCAUUUGCCGUAAUUAUAGAUGGGAAGACUCUAACUUAUGCUUUAGAGGAUGACAUGAAGCAUCAAUUCUUGAAAUUAGCAGUUGAUUGUGCAUCUGUCAUAUGUUGUCGUGUCUCUCCUAAGCAAAAAGCCAUGGUUACCAGAUUGGUUAAAGAGGGAACUGGGAAGACCACCUUAGCUAUCGGUGAUGGUGCAAAUGAUGUUGGUAUGAUUCAAGAAGCAGACAUUGGUGUUGGCAUCAGCGGGGCAGAAGGAAUGCAGGCUGUGAUGGCUAGUGACUUUGCCAUUGCACAGUUCCGAUUUCUGGAGAGACUUCUUGUUGUCCACGGACAUUGGUGCUAUAAAAGAAUUGCUCAGAUGAUUUGUUAUUUCUUCUACAAGAAUAUAGCUUUUGGCCUCACAAUCUUCUACUUUGAGGCAUUUACUGGUUUUUCUGGGCAAUCGGUUUAUGAUGAUUGGUACAUGUUGCUGUUCAAUGUUGUUCUUACCUCACUGCCUGUCAUUUCACUUGGCGUCUUUGAACAAGACGUUUCUUCUGAGAUUUGCCUACAGUUUCCAGCAUUGUAUCAGCAAGGACCCAGAAACUUGUUCUUUGACUGGUACAGGAUUUGUGGGUGGAUGGGAAACGGUCUCUAUUCCUCUAUCAUAAUUUUUUCGUUUGGCAUUAUCAUCUUUUAUGACCAAGCCUUCCGUGCUGGAGGCCAAACUGCUGACAUGACUGCUGUGGGUACCGCCAUGUUCACUUGCAUCAUCUGGGCUGUGAACUGCCAAAUUGCUCUCACAAUGAGUCAUUUCACAUUCAUACAACACAUCUUUGUCUGGGGCAGCAUUGCUUCUUGGUAUCUAUUUCUUUUCCUUUAUGGCAUGUUGUCACCAAAAUAUUCAGGUAAUGCCUUUAAAAUCCUCGUGGAAGCUCUAGCUCCUGCCCCAAUUUAUUGGUCAGCCACCCUCUUAGUAACAGUGGUCUGUAAUCUCCCUUACCUUGCUCAUCUAUCUUUCCAAAGAUCUUUCAAACCAAUGGAUCAUCAUAUCAUUCAAGAAAUCAAAUACUACAGAAAGGACAUUGAGGAUCGACAUAUGUGGAGAAGAGAGCGGUCCAAAGCAAGACAGGAGACCAAGAUUGGGUUCACAGCAAGAGUAGAUGCAAAGAUCAGGCAGUUGAGAGCGAGGCUGCAGAAGAAACAUUCAACGAUGAGUCCACAUAGUUAUAGUGGGGGUUCUUUGAAGCCAAGGGUUGCAUCAGAGCACUGA
Molecule: messenger RNA, 1746 nt
Organism: Ilex paraguariensis (yerba mate)
Lineage: Eukaryota; Viridiplantae; Streptophyta; Magnoliopsida; Aquifoliales; Aquifoliaceae
Source: the annotation of a GenBank genome assembly